Molecule: messenger RNA, 759 nt
Organism: Chaetomium strumarium
Lineage: Eukaryota; Fungi; Ascomycota; Sordariomycetes; Sordariales; Chaetomiaceae
Exons: 3
Coding region: 90-665 (191 amino acids)
Source: RefSeq, a predicted model, not a curated record
UCCUCACAACACAGCGUAGCCUGCCCGAUGUUUUCGUAUCGGCCUUCCAAGACAGAAUCCGCCCUGAACUUAUCGACACUCUACAAAACAUGCUGGUCGCCCGGGGGUAUUAUCAGGAUUCUUGUCCCAGGAUAUCGCCAGAGCUUCUUCAGAAGCUGCUAUUGGAGAUUCGCGACUUGAAGGAGAUGGUAGCUGACCCCAGAGCCAUGCAACGGCGGCUUGAGGCCUGUUUUACCCCUUCGGGACGUAUCACUGGACCUCCUAGUUCAGGUCAUCGGUAUCUAACCUCCAUCGGGGAGCUUGAGCAUCCUUCCAUUGUGGGCGCGACGAGAACAAGGGUUGGUGUGUCUCAACACACUGCCGCAGUCCAUGGAGCUGUGCCCAGAGAAUCAUUGCAAGAAGUCUACGAUCAUGUGCUCCUUUAUCUUGGCCAGUUUCUCAAAAACAUUUUUUCACUGCUAUUACGAUACGUACAGCCUUCUAGAGACCUGGGCCAGCAGCUACUAGCAAAGUUCAAUCUCACGUUUCUUGAUGCCGUGGGAAGCCCUCCUCGAAUCCUUCCGUCCGAGAUCUUUCAGAGUUUCAAGGUUUUCCGAGUAUUCGUUCAGGAGCAAUUUAAGGGAAUCCCUUUGAUUGACCGUGGCCGAUUCCUGCUCCUUAGCUGAGGUAGGCAACAUCACCCUAGACGAGGGGAAUUGGAGCCGCCAUGCUACUCAGGGGAGCACGGUCACCAUGGCUGCGCUUCUGCUCGGGAGGAUG